This is a messenger RNA of Cryptosporidium muris RN66, 543 nucleotides long. RefSeq lists its product as uncharacterized. The transcript has a single exon. Bases 1 to 543 code for a protein of 180 amino acids. Gene Ontology annotation, cellular component: catalytic step 2 spliceosome. Lineage: Eukaryota; Apicomplexa; Conoidasida; Eucoccidiorida; Cryptosporidiidae. Gene Ontology annotation, biological process: mRNA cis splicing, via spliceosome. Gene Ontology annotation, molecular function: RNA binding. The record is from RefSeq and is a predicted model, not a curated record.
AUGCAUAAUUUAUAUGAUAUAAGGUAUCAUGAAAUUCAGUCUGAAAAGGUAUUAAGUUCUCAGCAGCCUGGACACCUGAAACUAAAAUAUAGAAGACUAAAUAAGCAUGAAGAAAAUAAUGAUUCUACUAAAUUUGAUACUCCUAUAAGACAAAAUACUGAAAAAGAAUCUGAAGAAAAUAGUGAUUCUGAUGACGAAUUAUUACAUGAAAAUAUAUCUAGUGAAGAUGAAGUUUCAUCUGCAGAUGAUGAUGAGAAAGCUCUAAUACUUGAAUUGGAGAGAAUCCGUAAAUCCAACCAAGCUAAUGCGGCUAAAGACGAAACAGUUAAUCUAUUAGGUAGUGAGCUACAAAGAAAUCCUCUUCUUGAAGAUGAAUUUGAGUCAGAAAAUGAAGUAAAGGACUUUACACUAAAAAAAAGAUGGACAGAUGAUGUAGUAUUUAGUAAUCAGUCAAAGCGCGAAAAAAAAGUUAAAAAAAGGUUCAUCAAUGAUACUGUUAGAAGUGAUUUCCACAAGCAGUUUCUAAAAAAGUAUAUAGUAUAG